GUCGGGUUUACUUCGCUCUGUUCGGCCACCUGAUCCGUGAUUUAGCGGUGUUUAGGUGCGCUGUGUUGAAUGAGACCUCCUCCGCUCCGAGGCGAUGCAGAGGGCGGUGAGGUGACAUGUUGGUAACAUGUGAUCUGUGGUCGGGAUCAGGGCUCGCUCUGAGCUGAACCAACGGGGGGGUCCGUGGCUGUCACUAGACUAGGAGAUAUAGCUCACAUUAUGGAGCUUUAGGGGCUCGUUAUGCAGCCCUCAUCACGCCUAUGUGUUUGAAAUUGGAGGAAUAUUCAUAAUAAUAACCUUGAAUAUCAGCGAUCAAGUCUCCAGAUACAGAGCAGAAAGCUCCUUCCUGAGGUCGGACAUGUCUGAACUGUUAAUGGAAUGUGAGGAAGAGGAGUUGGAGCCAUGGCAGAGACCAGCUCCGGAGGUGACCCUGGUGGAAGAUGAUGAUGACGACGAUGAGCCCAUCUUCAUCGGAGAGCUUGUAAACAGCCCAAAGGUGGUCAAACCCAGCCCUUCACCUGUACGGAUCGUAAUCCCCAGACAGGAAGCCCCGCCCCCAGCCCCCAGAGGGGCCACGCCCAUCAUGCUGUCAGCCAGUGUCCCUGGAAACGGAGCGAUGACGUUACCACCCCCCUUACCAACCAUACCCCCCCACCCAGUAAUCAUCAAUAGCCAGUUGUGCGUUAUGUCUUAUCAGGGAUACAUCGUUCAACCGCAUCAACUGGGGCCCGCCAACCUCCUGGCCACGCUCGGAAAACAGUACCCGCCCGGGACCUCCUUCACCAUCGUCCCAGCUGGUCAGCCGCACCUCCUCCCGUUGCUGCCCCAGGCCAGGAUCAUGCCCGGGGUCGUCCACAGACCCCAGGUGAAGCUCAACAACAACGUGGUCACCCUGUCCAACGUCCAGAACCCUGCCGUCUACUCCUCCCCCGCUCCGCAGCCGCCAGAGAUCCAGCCGCCCAAACCUCCGCCCGUUGACAUCUGCUCCGUGACUGCGAUGAGUCCGACCGAGAGCAAAGGAGAUCGAAGCUUGCUGAAACGGCGAUUAAUGCCAACGCAAAACGAGGUCAAGACAAAGAAAGUCAAACUAGAGCCAGUACAAAAUAACAAAGCAGUCGAUGCACAAUACGUCUACAAGAAGAAGUGUUACAAAUGCAAAGUAAUCUUCCAUCAUCAGGAAGCUCUGAAGUCUCACCUGAAGAACUGCUCUGGCAAACCUGUGGAAAUGGUUUCCCCAUCGCCGCCUCCAAGCACAGUCGCUCCAGUCCAAGUCGUGAACCCCAAACACAUCCUGCUGGUCGGAGAGUUCUACUACGGGCGCGUGGAGGGCGACUGGCAGAUGCAGAGGCAGGAGCAUAAAACCAACACCACUUUCAAGUGCCAGAGCUGCUUGAAAGUGCUGAAGAACAACAUCAGAUUCAUGAACCACAUGAAGCACCACCUGGAGCUGGAGAAGCAGAGCAGUGAGAGCUGGGAGAGCUACACCAGCUGCCAGCACUGCUACCGGCAGUACAUGACCCCCUACCAGCUGCAGUUGCACGUGGAGUGGGCCCACAGCCCGCUGGCGUCCUCAACUAACUGCAAGAUAUGCGAAUUGGCGUUUGAGACGGAACAGGUCCUACUGGAACACAUGAAGGAGACCCACAAGCCUGGAGAGAUGCCGUACGUGUGCCAGGUUUGCAAUUUCAGGUCCUCAUUCUUCAUGGAGGUGCAGGCUCAUUUCAAAGUAGCUCACGACAACACGCAAGACCUCCUGUGCCCGUUCUGCCUCAAAGUGCUCCGAAGUGGACAAUCAUACAUGCAGCAUUACAUGAAACAUCAGAGAAAAGGCAUACAUCGCUGUGGAAAAUGCAGGCUGAACUUUCUGACCUACAAGGAGAUGGUGGACCACAAGAUCAACUUUCACAAGACUUUCAAGAAACCAAAAGCACUUGAAGGCCUUCCACCUGGAACUAAGGUGACCAUCCGGGCGUCUCUAGGAGGUACCGUCUCCUCAUGCAACCCGUGCCCCAGCGGCAACACUCCUGAUGCUCAACCUCCUAAACCUGCCAAGUCCAAACCCAAACCCCCCCAGGCCCUGGGAAGGCCCAAGCCUGCUAAGCCCAAGAGGCAGCAGGAGGCGCGAGUGCCAAAGAAGAACACGGCUCUGAAGAACACCAGAAUCGGUGGAGGGCCACACACUUGUAUCGAGUGUUCCACAGAGGUCACUGACUUCUUCUCUCACUAUCCAAUGAUUUCGAACUGCGGUGCGUGCAAAUACCAGACGAGCUGCAAAGUCUCAAUCUCCAAUCAUAUGAUAAGGUAUCAUAGUACAAUAUCGAAGGACCGAUUCAAGAGGAUGGGGAGUCAGAGAAUGUCGAAUCCAACAGUUCAAUCUCUGAGCUGCCUCUCCUGUGACUUCCUGGUGGGGGCCUUAGAAGGGGACAAGAUGACCAAGCAUCUGACGGACGACUCGGACCACGUGUGCCGGGUCAUUGAGCGGAAAGUUGCUGCUCCUGCACCUGGUGUGAUGUUACAGUCCACCAACUUUGACUCUAUGACCGGUCCGUGCCCCCCCUCCCUUAAGCCGCAGGCUCCAGCAGGAAAAGCUGAAGGCCAGGAGAGAGUGAUACAGGAGGUAGCGCACAAAAGUGAAAGUGGAACCGAGAGUGAUACGAGAGACAGAACGAGAGCAAGACAGACACUAAGAGAGCGAGACGGUUUGUGCAAAGGAAAUGUUCCUGCACAAACCCUCAUUAUGGAAAACAAACGUAGAAAUUCAUAUGAUGCAGCUUUUAAGUUAAAGGCAAUCAAUCUGGCUGUAAAAGAAGGAAACAGAGCGGCUGCACGUGGCCUUGGCAUCCAUGAGACAUUGCUGGGACGUUGGAGACGUCAGCGGGAAGAACUGUCUCAAUGCAAAAAGUCAAAAAAAGCUUUCAGAGGUAGUAAUAAAAGCAGAUGGCCCAAACUUGUAGACUUUCUGGAAGAUUGGGUGAACACACAGAGAUUAGACGGCCGAGGUGUUACACCCGUGCAGAUCCGACUGAAAGCUAAAACGGUCGCCACCGAAAUGAAAAUUGUAAACUUCAGAGCUGGAAAAGCCUGGUGUUUCAGAUUUAUGAGACGAAAUGGACUGCCAGUUUGAGUUUGAAAGUUGAAAAGUUUGUGUCUGAAACGCUAUGUGAUACAGUACCGUUUACACUGCACAGUAUAUGUUCUGUAGCUACUAUUGCACUAAAUGGUAACACUUGAUUACGUUAUGCAAAUAUGCAACUUGUUUGUUGAAAUGUUAAUAAAUGGGAGUUUCCUCAAGCAGC
Gadus morhua (Atlantic cod) is the source of this 3296-nucleotide messenger RNA. It is a transcript of the gene znf280d, whose product is annotated as zinc finger protein 280D. Bases 359 to 3124 code for a protein of 921 amino acids. Lineage: Eukaryota; Metazoa; Chordata; Actinopteri; Gadiformes; Gadidae. The record is from RefSeq and is a predicted model, not a curated record. The transcript has 18 exons. Gene Ontology annotation, molecular function: transposase activity; DNA-binding transcription factor activity, RNA polymerase II-specific; RNA polymerase II cis-regulatory region sequence-specific DNA binding. Gene Ontology annotation, biological process: regulation of DNA-templated transcription; DNA transposition.